GCGCACUGCGCGUCCGGGAUGUCGUCGCAGCUGACGGGGCCGGGCGCACGGCCUCGCCGCCGCCGCCCUGCGGCUGGGCGCCCAUGGCAGCAGCCGCUGGCCGAGAGGCGCGGGCGCUUUCUGCGCCGCUGGGGCGUUGACCACCACACCCACCACCCACCGCUCGCCCAAGACGCAGUCACAGUGAGGGGCCCUGAAGACAUGGGCCAGUGACCAAUGCACGUGGUGUCAGCAGUCCUGGGAGACCACGACUUCGCGCCUUGACCAGGGCCGCGCAUCCCACGAGGCCUGCAGAGGAGCCCGCCAAAGAGCGCGGUCGCCGCCCACCGCCGCCCGCCCACCUGCCGCCCGCUUCGCCCCCGCCGCCGCUUUGCGCCUCGAAGCCACCACGUACACAGCGCGUCCUUUUCAGGGACUUACAAGCUUUUCCGGAUGAACGUCAUAUCCAGUAUAUUGCCUCCUGGCAGUACAUAACCAGAACGCGCGUCAUGUUUACAGCCUUAGGCGCUUUUUCGCUGAAACAUAUCCUGUAUAUGUCUCCUACCACUACGUAGUAUGAAGAAAAAUGAUUUUAGUUAGACGUAAAUUUCUCUGACAUUGCUAAUUUAAAAUAAAUAAAUGUCUCUAUUGAAGAAGCUGAGGCUGCCCAUCAGGCUACUGGACCAGACCACAUUCAAAAGUUUAAUGCAAUACGUGAUAAAUGAAAGUCAAUCAAGAAAUUACGUACGCAAUAUACGAUAUUAUGCAGCCUUUUGUGAGUGUAUUUUCCGUGCCUAAAAUGAGAAGUUUUGACUCCCCCCCCCAAAAAAAAUCCUACGCCUUCUCACGAGGGGGGGGGGCACGUGCUGGUGACGAGUCGCAAAGGGCGCAGUCGCUGGAGAGCGCGAAAGGGCGCGGCUGGCGAGCGGUUGCGGCGGCCGCUGAUGCGAAUAGUCUGACCGCCUGCGCCCGGCGACGCCCGCGAGGCCAAGGGAUAGCCGACGGCGCAGCCUCCCGCCGCGCGCAAUAAACCCAUUCGUUUCCGUUCAAUUCUCUCUGUCUCUCUCUCACUCUCUUCCUCUAUCUGUCUCUGCCUCUGUCUCUCUCUCUCUGUCUUACUGUCUCUCUCUCUGCCUCACAGUCUCUUUCUGUCUCUCUCUGCCUCUCACUCUGUCUGUCUGUGUGUCUGUCUGUCUGUCUGUCUGUCUGUCUCUCUCUCUGUCUCUCUCUCUCUGUCUCU
This is a messenger RNA of Gryllus bimaculatus (two-spotted cricket), 1219 nucleotides long. The record is from the annotation of a GenBank genome assembly. NCBI's taxonomy places the organism in Eukaryota, Metazoa, Arthropoda, Insecta, Orthoptera, Gryllidae.